Amyelois transitella is the source of this 10263-nucleotide messenger RNA. RefSeq names its product protein unc-80 homolog (gene unc80). Gene Ontology annotation, cellular component: cation channel complex; axon. Gene Ontology annotation, biological process: monoatomic cation homeostasis. The record is from RefSeq and is a predicted model, not a curated record. Lineage: Eukaryota; Metazoa; Arthropoda; Insecta; Lepidoptera; Pyralidae. The coding region runs from base 208 to 10089 and encodes 3293 amino acids. The transcript has 63 exons. Gene Ontology annotation, molecular function: monoatomic cation channel activity.
UAGAUUGAUUUGAUUGUAUGUAGUGGAUUAAUUUAGUUUCUCAUUAAUUUUUGACGUUUUUUUCAUUAUCAGGAACUAAAAGAAGCAUGUAAGUCAUUUGAAAAGGUUCUUGUCCAAAACAUCCGAAUUGAGUUGUCUUCUAGUUUGACUGAGGCUAUCGAGGCAAUAUCACGAUGGCGUCUCAUACAAGCUGCUCUGCCUCAUGUGAUGCAUGCUUUAGCUGCUCUUUUACACAACAGAGUAAAGGACAACAUGCAGUCACUAGGAAAUGUGGAGACAAGGCUUCUUUAUACACUACAUUGGAUAAUUCUUGAUGCUUCUGAUGAGUGCAUUGAAAAUGAUUAUGAAAAUGGCACUUUCAAUUCAAAUCCAUUUUACUACUUGUUUUCAAUACCAGCUUUGACUCUCUUCAUAUUCCUGUUUGCACCAAUAUCUCACCACUUAAAAGAAUCAGAUUUUACUAUCAACUAUCGUUUAGAAAAUGGCCUCAAGAUGUGGCAAGCAAUGUGGGAAUUCAGACACCCUGAUGCUCCUUGCUUCACCACAUUAGUCAAACCGAAACCAAAGCCUCUUGGAGGUAAUUUCUCAAAGAGAUGCCAUGGAGAUGUGUUUCUGGGUCGUAAGUAUAACUUAAAACAUCAUGAUGUUGACAAUUCAUGUAAAUACUCCAAAGAAGAAGGGACUGGCGCGGCUAACGGCAGUCCUCCAAGUCAAAAUAUAUCAGCAUCGCAAUCUGAAGUUCCUUCCAAACAAGCCAGCACUGAGGAAGAGCCCUGGCUCUCAUCACCUAAAGAUACAAUUUUUCCUGAAACAAUUCCUGAAGAAAGUUCGAGUACGGAAGAAGAACAUGUGUUUAUUUACCGACUGCCAUCUGAACAAACCUUCGGUAGUAACUUCAAGGGGGCCUACACUGUAUAUGCGGCGGAUCCCAGUUUGUUCCAGCUGCGCAAAACUGAUGCUUCUAAACCAGGCUUACCAGGCAUUAAACAGCUACCACAAAUUUCUAAAAUGAGCUCAUCAGAUAAAGAAUCUCUUUCUGAUAGUGGUGGUGGUGGCCAAGGACCUAAAGGAACUCCUCCUUCAGAAAAACCAGCAUCGUCUAAACAAGCUAAUGUUUCGGCAGCUACAUUUCUGGACGUCGCUACGUUGCGAUGUUUAUUUACAUCUCAAUGGCAAGAAGAAGGUGUUUAUUGGGCGUUACAUUAUUUAUACAAUAGACUGAGAGACAUUUGCGAUGACUUAUCAAAACAAACGCAACCAAGAAAACGCUGCAAUUCACUGCCCAUACCAAAGAUAGAAGUCUCUGUUUACCAGAGCCCAGACCAGACCCAGAAUCAAAGAGAUUCUCCCAAAAACUAUAUGGAAGUCCCGGAACCCAAAGAUAUCUCGCCUUUAGCCGAAAUUCCCUUCCCACCCUCGCCUAAGAUUGAAGAAGAUUCUACUAUGACAAGACGGUCAAGUGAAAAAAUAAAACGAAAAAUGAAAAUGGCCGACCUAAAAGCAUUUGUCGAAACGAAAUUGCUCUCGAAAUCAGAAAAAGCGUUAGAGAAGAUUGGACAAGACGACCAUAAAUUUUCAUUCCACACUGCAGUAAGAAUGCUAUCUGAUUACCAUCGCAGUCUUGAUAACGCAGAUGACAGGCCUAACUCAGCAUUGGGCAGUAAUUUCCCGCCCUUGGCUCCCAGGCUCACAGGAGAUUUAUUGACUUGUAAUUUGAUAAAGGGAAAAAGUAUGCCAAGUCUCAGAUACAUUGGAGAGGUAAAGACAGAGCGAACCCAUGGCCAUUCGGGUACCAUGCCGGCUUAUAUGCAGAAGAAAAAGAACCCUAUUAUAACCGUCACAGAACACACGCCGACGCCCUCGCCAGACUACCUGUCUAAAACUCAACAGGGCUCAGUGGAAUCUCAAUUGGAUUCAGUCGGCAUGCAAGGUUCUCAACAUAUACCGACUCCCGAACGCAAGCCAAGCCUCACGCGCUCGCAAACCGAUUCCAACAUCACGUAUGUGGUGGAGGAGGUACAAGAGGCCCCGGGUUCACUACAUUAUAUCACCAAAGAUGGGGAUAUUGAUUUCCAAGUGGUUCUUAAGGCAGUGUACUCAGUCUCAGUAAUGGACAGCUUCUACAUUACCCUUCGUGUGAUGGAAGUGAUGCUAAACUUGGUGGACACUUUGAUGGAGAUCGGAGUUCACAACAACUGGCAGAAUUCAUCGGUUGACGACCCUCGACCAGGCUCGGUUGAACUUGAACCCCUUAUCGAUUUCGGGAAAGAAAAAGAAAGCAAGGAUCGAGAUUCUGGAAUACCAUGUGCCGCAAGCCAAGAAUCCACAAAUGCCGAAGGAGGGGAUAGCACUAAGGAAAAAAGAGAAGAGGAAGAUCUGGACUGCCCAUACUACAUGAUCAUGCAUAUAAUACUUAGAAUUCUCCGCCAACUGGGUUGUUCCCACGGCUGCUCAACAGCUCUGCGAGGUCCCCAAGCAGAAUGUCUGCGGGUCCAAGCCCGGAACUCCUUACGGGAACUCCGCUCCGCCGACAUACCGAAGUUCACCAUUCGUAUUAAAGAAAUGACCAAGUUUGCACCUAUAAGAGAAGUGCUAGAUAAUCUCCACGCGACCAUCGGGUUCUGUGUGGAGCCUACUUCUUUGGUCUCGCCUAUGAAUCAACAAAAACGCAACACCGCCAAAUCGCCAGACAUCAGCCACUUACAAGCCGCAUACGCUACUAACUUCGGGGCCAACCAAGGCGCCAACUCAAACCGAGCCAUCGAGACCUUUAUCAUAGAGUCCACAUUCCGAGUGCUGGUAACACGGUUUGCUCUCAUGCAUAAAGAGCUCAAGAUGCUGGAUAAUUCGGCACUUUACAUGGAAGUCCGCAUGCUUUUGAGCUACGUGAAAGAAGCCCACGGAGGUCAGUUCCGGUUGGUGGCCUUCAGCGCACUGCUUGAUACCGCCGAGAGGCCUGAUAGUCAACAGAAAGAGUCUAAUAUGCAGACCACUAGAGUUAUAAGGCAUAUACCUCGAACAACCGACGAUGAACGCGGGUCAGAUACAGGCGCCGACUCUGGUUGCGCCGCUGAUGAUAGAAGCCAUAAAAAGUUCACCUUCAAGAAAAGAAGCACCUCGUCUACUGGGGCUCACAGCCUUCUAGAAACUGAAGGCGGCGACGAAUCAGCGAGCCAAUCACCUCUAUCAGUGCGCACGCGCCGCUACCAACUCACGCCUCGCCAAUCCGAACGGACUAUACCAUCAGUGGCAUCGGCUGAUAUAACACCGCACCACAAUAUUUCUCACUCUAAAUCGAUACCUUCAAAAUUUCACAUCAGUGGUAUUGUGAAUUGGUUCCGCCAAAAGCCAUCUUCGCAAUCGCUGAUCCGCAACGGUUGCGGUUCAGGAGAAUCUUUACCCAUUUCCGGAAGUAUGGCGUCGCUGGCGAGGCCGCACCACACGCACCACCACCCGAGCAGGCCCGUGCAUGUCAAGCGACGCGUCGGCUACACGCUCAACAGAGCAAGGAAACGUGUUGAAGAUAGGUUGAAUAGAUUUGGCUUGAGAAAAAUGGGGAAAAAACGUGACGGAAGUAUAGAAGAGACUAGUGGCGGAUAUAUGUCACGCCGAGGGUCUGCAGAAGGCGGAUCCGGUGGAGGGGAAUCAGAAGUGGUGGUGCUCAAGCGCAGACGCUUAGUGGCCGCCGCGCCGCUGUACGCCGGCCUCGCCAGGUUCAACUUCCUGCUGGACGCCACCCAGCCCGGAGCCACCCCUGACGCUCUGUUCAUGGCUGCUUUACUUGAUUUACCCAACACAGUAGUCGUAGGACGUGCUGCCAUUCUACUGGAAUGUGCUUAUCUCGUCCAUAACUGCAAUAAAGGACAGUGGCCAUAUUGGCUCAAAUCAAACAUAGCUAAAAAUGCCAUGCCAUCAAGCCCUCAACUCCGACAACGAUUAGCCGCUAAACUGUUCUACCAAUGGGCUGAGGCCAUUGGCAACAGACUGGAAGAUAUGUUGAUAGAAGACAAGAAACACAUCGAUACAGUUGUGAACCUGGUCAAUGACCCCGAAGGGCAGCGGGAACUGUUGCAGCAGGAUGAAGAGGAGGACUUUCUCGAUGAAGCCAGUAUCCGCCUGCCUGGCAAGCCGAUUGGCGCUGAUUGCCCGCGGGCACUCAGGCUCGUUGCCUGCAUCCUGCUUUUUGAAAUCACCGCUUUUUUAAGAGAAACCUACCAGAACAUUCCAAAAUCUUGCCGUUCUUCGCUUAAGGAAAGAGGCCCUUGGGAUCGGGUCUACAGGGAAGCGAACCGUCGAUGGAGUAUGGCUCUGUCGAGUAUGGGACAUUCUCAGGCUUCAGCACAAAGCUUGCAAUCGAUUGCUGGUGCGGAGACCGAGAGGAAGAUUUCUUUCGUUAUUCACGAACCGGAGAAUGUGUCUGGAGGGAGCAACGCUACAUUAGCAGAUGCAGUACCAACAUCAGCAGAUGACAAAAAAGGUCGUUUAGGAGGUCGCAACAAGGCCGGGAUGCACCGACGGAACACACAACAAACUCAUACAGCUUACGGCUCAAUAAAACGAAGAUCUAUCAAACUAAGACAGAAAGACACUAGAGAUGUGGAAGAGUUUGUGACUAGGAGAUCAGAUUCGAUACAAAGUCGAAGAAAAGUGUCAUCAUUAUCAGACAGAAGUGAUACCUCUGAAGUCUACCCUGCUGCAGGCGGCACAGUGAUAAUGCCUAACGAAGUGGACAGCGGCGGUGAAGAAAGCCCUGGCGUUCUGUCAGACGACCACGACCACCCGCCAGACAGCCCUGACAGCAACUCCACCGACCCGCCGGAUCCUAAUAAAGGAUAUCCCUGGCUCAAAGUGAUGGUGAAAUUCUUGAACUCGUUUAACUACGUGUGCUGCCACCAAAACUUCUGUCAUCCAUAUUGCUUCCGACGCAAUAUGCGAGCCAGUGGCAGGCUCAUGAAAUCUGUUCAAAAGAUAUACGGUGAGAAAUUUGGUCCAGAGGCAAACACGCAAUGUACAGACGAUGGUUCGGGAGGAGCACGACGCGGCCGACGACCGCGCAAGUCUUCUGAACACGCCACUGAUAGGAUCGACCGGUCCGUGAUCGAGAGCGCGGGGCUGGCGUUCCGCGCGGCGGGCGGGGAGUCCGCGCCGCCGCACGAGCCGCCGCCCGCGCGCCCCGCCGCCAUGCCGCACCCGCCGCCCGACCCGCCCGCCAUUCUCAAGUAUCUUAAAGGCCAGGUCCGCGACGCCUACCACGCGCCCCUCGCUACACUCAUCAAAGGAGCCACUAUAAUGAGUGAAGAGCUAUUCUCUGAGAGUGCGCCAGUGGCGUGGCAACUGCUAUUGGAGCCCGAUCGGGAACUAAGCGCAUGUGCAGCCGCACUCUUCAUUCUAUGCGCGGUGAAGGCGCCUCAUACUGCCGCUAGCAUUAUGCACAACGAUCUUAAGCAUGCUCAGCCGGAACUCAGAAUCAAUGCUAUUCUCCGCUUCCAAGUGAUGUGGAAGCUGCGGUACCAAGUAUGGCCCCGUAUGGAAGAAGGCGCUUCAGUGACGUUCAAAGUUCCUCCUCCUGGAAUCGAGUUCACUUUGCCAUCGCCGAAGAUCGGCAUCGAGUCGCUGGCGGUCGUUGACCCACCUUGGAGCCCGCAGGUUAAAGAUAAAGACAUGGAGAUGACUCUGAAUCAAGAGAGGCAUCGUUCACUAGUAACAGCGACAAAAACUCGCAAGAAACAGCAGACGGAAGCUAUAAAGCGCGCAUUACAGCAACGCAACGACAAGAAACGGGCGGAAAGAGAGAGCUUCCUCAUUACCACCAUCCCUCUCACACGGCAGGCCGCGCGCGAACCAGCACUCGACCAUGCGGCUGAUGAUCAUAUUGAACCACCGGCCGAUGAAGAGUUAGUAGAAGGAGUGCGGGGCUCUCACCACACGCAAGUGGCUUCGGCUCUGUUUCCGUCUACUCUGUGUUCCGCGGUCGCGGAAAUUGUCGCUUUGUUAGACGACGCCGCUGUCUCACAAGAUGGAUGUUCCGUCUAUGAAGUGGCUUAUCAGGUUAUAUGGGGCUGUCUCGUAGAAGACUCCGCCCUGUUUCUCCGCCAUGUACUCGAGCGCCUCACUCGAGACCACCAAGACGAGAUGUUCAAACUGUUACGGCAUUUAAUUCGCUUCAUACCACGAUUGCCGCAACAAGCCGCGUUCGCUUUGUACAACUACAUCAUAGGAUACGUCAUGUUUUAUGUCAGAUCCCCGCACGAGGACGGCCAGAGGUUGGUCGGUGCUGCACUCUCUAUACUAUGGAUGGUGGUGCAUAGCGUACACGGCAUCAUGUUCAAAGACCUCAAGCAGAUCCUACGAAAAGAGCAAUGCGACGCGUCUAUUUUACUCACAGCCAACGUUCCUGCUGCUAAGAAAAUUAUCGUUCAUGGUCCUUCUGAUAAUGAAACCAGUUUACCGUCCCAGUUCCCGGUACAAGAAGAUACGGUGUUUUCACAAAUUUUGAAGGAAUCUCUAGACUUCUUCAGCAUACCUGAAGAUUUGCAUCGGGAGUAUUUCUUGGUUGAUUUUAAAACACGUCAAAUUCACAACCCGCAAAGCUACGUGCGCGACCACUACUUCUUCAAACGCUCCCAGUACCCGCAGUUAGUGUUGGUUCACAUGGAGCCAGAAGAAGCCUUCCACAAGUUGCAACAACAAGAAUUACUGCAAAAGUUCGUCGAGAUCGGGAAGGUUCUGCUCACGUGGGCUAUUCUCAAAAACGUUGAUAUGGUCGUACAACGUGUAGUGUUUCUCCACGAUGAGCUGAUGAAGCUGCCUUCGUUUCCUCGUAAAGCGCUUGAGGCAGAUCUAGCGCUGUAUAGCGGAGGGCCACUUGGCACCACACUUUUGGGGCUAGAUGUAUUGCACAAGUUCAUGUGGGUUCGCCUAAUAGCCCGCAUGUUCGAAGCAAUGGCGGGAAACUUCACGUCUUCGCGAGACAUCCAUCUGUUUCUAAACGUUUUGAACGGCGCACUGAUGUUACAUAGUGAGGACUCUUUGAUACUGAGAUAUGUGAUAGCCACAUAUGUUAACGCGGCUUUCAAUUUCAAGAGCAUUUUCUCUACAAAUGGCUAUCUUCUGAUAAUGCCGACCCUCCUCCAAAUAUACUCGAACUUCCAAACGAACAAGUUGGUUACAACCACGAUAGAGUACGCGGUGAAACAAUUCUACCUGCUGAACAGAAAGCCGUUCAUACUGCAGAUGUUCGGCUCCGUGUCCGCCAUAUUGGAUACAGACGAGGAGUCCACCUAUGGCGACGCUAGCAAGGUGCAAUCUAGCUGCUUAUUCAACCUCCUGCUAAGUUUAGAGACUCCAUCGCCUGAUCCGCUACACAUUGCCGAGUUAAUCAAAGAGGAGAAACCAUUAAAACCUAUUGACUUCUGUUACCGGGAUGAAGAGGAAAUGGUCAAUGUGCUGGACUGCAUUAGCCUUUGUGUCAUGGUGGUAUCUUACUCGGCUGAGAGCAUGCGGGGGUAUCAAAUGCUGAUUAUUUUAGAAGCUAUCCUACCAUGUUACGUGAAACAGAUUCAGCUACCAACAUACAAUAGAGAAGGAAAAACUGAGAAAGAGAUCAUCCAGCAACUUGCGAUUGCCAUAAAAACCCUCGUUAAUAACUGCGAAGGACUGUCAAAGUCUUACAACGGUCCAUACCGCACGUCUCCCGAACACAAGGGGUCCUCUCAACGCGCCGGGCCGCGCUCCACGGCCGCCACGAUCAUCGGCUUUGAAGAGUCGCACUCAAAGUUCGACAACAAGAUUCCCAUGCCCGAGUACACCGGCGCUGAGGACUCCGAGCUGGUUCGCGCCGAGUACCGCCGCCCGCGCGACGUGCUGCUGUCGCUGGUGGGCGAGUUCAUCGGGCGCGCCACCACUCGCCUGCUCGACCUCAACGGCUCCAAGGGCAGUGGCGGGAGUGAGGGCAAACCGGUUGAACUGCUUGACUGCAAGUCUCAUGCUAGACUGGCCGAAAUCGCCCACUCGCUGCUCAAAGUGUCUCCCUACGACCCCGCGUCUAUGGGCUGCCGUGGUUUACAACGGUACAUGACGCAAGUGUUACCUGCCGCUGAUUGGGCAGACGAUGCUUUGAGACCGGCACUUAUCAUGAUACUGAGGAGACUGGAUAAGGUGUUCUUGAAGAUUGCGAAGAAACCGAGUAUAAGGCGAAACACAGACUGGGACUCGGCUGCGGUACUCCUGAAAGGAGUUUACGAAACAAUGAUCCGGUGUCCAUAUAUCAUGCACUGGCAACAAGUGAAAACCCUUCUAAACACUGUUCAGGCUUUGAUAGUAUCAGAGAAUAAUUCCGGCGAGAACUUAUCAUCAGCGACGGCCGCCCUCAUGUCUCAGCCGCCGCCGCCGCACUUCUGCAGCACGGUGGUGCGACUUAUUGCGCUGCAAGUCAUUAACACUGGGGAUAGUUAUUCCUUAGAACAGAUGUGUGGUGGCAGCGCAAUAUUUCAGUCGCCAGAGAAAACUGAAAACAUGCUGAUGAAUCUAUUUAUGCCGCUUUGUUUACGAGUUGGCAGUGGAAGAAAAGACGUGCCACCCCUCCGCCAAUCGGACGUCAGCUACCUAGUGUCAGUGGUUCUCAACGCGUUAUGUCCCCCCGCGCCGCCCGGACAACUGGCCGCCGUCAACGCCAAGCUCAACGCGUCCGACGCCCGCGCCAACUCGCUCACCUUCACCGGCAGCCGCGACGCCAGGAACGUCACCAGGCUCUCCAACCAGCUGUACAGGAUCGCGUUCCUCGCUCUGAAAGUAGUCUGCGCAUGCUUCACAAGCGAACUAUGUAGCGAAUGGGGUCGCAUCGCUCGGGCCAUGCGAGAACUCGGACGACGAAACGAGGCAGCACAUCACCUGUGGGACUUCCUUGAACAUGUCGUGACGUAUCGCACGCCACUGUACAUCCUGCUACAGCCCUUCAUUGUGCACAAGCUAUCACAACCACCAAUUGGCGACAACGAGCGUCACAUGCAGUUCGUAGUUCGCGAGCGAGUGCGGGGUCUGAAACUCCCGGCGGCCAGGGCUCGGGGGGCCUUGCUGGCCGAGCUGGCCAGGGAACUGAGGACCAUGAGGGACACGCAUGAUCAGUUUAAGUUUGAGCAAAUAGCGGAGACCCUGGGCCAGGGCGGCGGCAAGCGCGCGUCGGAGGUGUUCCCGCGCGCGGCGCCCGACGGCAAGCACCAGCAGCACCGGCCCUCGCUCAUCUCCAUGCUGGUGGGCCGCGCCGCGCUGCCCCGCACGCCCGACCACCCCGCUCAGAGAGAAUCUCUAUCAAGCAGUUCUACCACGAGCCAGCAUUUGCCAACAUUCGACGCGCCGCCCAACAGUGGCGGCCGGCCCGAUGGCAACAAUGCUAAUAGCGGAAACUCGCACUUAGGACCCAAUACUUACGGAGGCGACACCAACAAGUCAGGAGUGGCAACACCGCCUUAUUCCAACAAUCAAGCAAAACUCAGAUUUGUACCGUCCGUUGAAUUCAAGUUUACCACAGUGGCAGGAGAGACGUCGACGACGCCGCUGUCCCCGCAGUCCCCGGCCUGGGAGCACAGCGUGGACAGCCCUGAAGGGGAGAGACCUCGUCUGCAACGGGCUCAGGGACCUUCGAAGAAGACCUUCAAGUUCAGACGCAGUCGACAUCGUCAGCCUGACGCGUCCCACGUGCGCUUGGAGUCGGACGAGUGCUCGUCGCCCGGGCCCGACACGACGCCGCUGCGGCGCGCGUGGCCGCCGCUGCUGCAGCCCGCCAACGUCAACACCGACACGUCCUACGACAGCGAGAUCUCGCAGACCUCCUCCACCUCGGGAUACAGGGAGAGCUACAGCCUCCAAGCAUCGAUGACGGAGUCCCCGGGCGGGUCGCUGCGCGCGGCGCUGGCGUCGCCCGAGCCGCCGUCGCAGCGCACCGCCAGCGCCACGCCGCACGCCAGCCCCGACGCAUCUUUAAGCUGCGAAUCAGGGACUUCAUCAGCUGAACGCACUGCUCUCCUGGGGGCUGCCAGCCAGAGAUCCUUACUCCUCAGCAGUGAUCUCCGAGAUGAAGAUACACUACUUUAAAGUAUAGCAAAUAUGUAGAAAUAAAGGCCUAGUCUUUCUAUUACAAUUAUGCCUAAAUCUUAAACAUCUUGAAGAUUGGUAUACUAUUUUAAAAAUUAUAUCGGUACCUAUGUUCUAUUAUAACAUUAUUCGUGUUUCUAGUCAAAUAUGUGAUAUAAUUAUGAGAUUUAUGUU